AUGCAUUUAUUUUCAAAUCGGGCAUAUCAGACUUUUCCAAACAGCACAGCUAGCCUUCAAACGGUGAUAAUGAGUGCAUUAUGCUCCCGCAUAAACGCUCUUUCUAAUGCUCACUCCAGCAUUUUUCAAGAGGGCCUACAACUAGCUCAAAUAGAAGACCAAAAUUGGGAGCUGUUCACACAGGAAGUAAUAAACAACUUAAAGAGCAGCAGCGACCAAGCUGACAAGAAAAACCGGGUACAAUCGGUACUCUAUGAAAUAGUUCUUCUUAGCUCGGAAAGCAACACCCAGCGGCCUCUGGAUUCCGAAAAGGUUCUUCAACUGAUCAAGGACAUGCAUGCCGUUGAGGGCGCUAAGACGGCAAGGCUUCUAAGUUCACUAAUAAACAGUUUCCCCGAAAAGUCUGAGAAGCUAGUGGAGAUCAUGGUGUCUCUAGAUUUUAUGGAGAGUGAACUGUGUACAUACAUCACAGACGACAAACUUUUGGAGAGGACUGCUAAAUUUACGGUGAAAGAGCGAGCGCUUUUCAGGAAGAGCCUCUUGGACACGAGGUAUAUUAUCCAGAAAUACAACUUGCUGAGCGAGCAUCCAAUAGGCUUCUCAGAGCUGAUUACCCUUUUGGUAAUCGCCUACAGCGACCCAACUAGCGCUGAGCGCGCUAGGUCUUACUGGCAGGAAGCCUGCUCCAUAGUCGGAAAAUACUCCCUAGAUCCAUUGCGCGCUCUGGAUGUUAUUCUUAUGGUUUCUUCGCGUUACAUCACCAAAGGUUACCCAUUCCUCCUAGAGUUUCUUAAAGAGUCCGAUUACUGGCCGGCAACGGAAGCAAAUCACACUUCAUUCGAUAAUUUACAUAUUGGGGGAAACAUGACAGCAUCUCAACUUCUGAGCAUGCAUCUAAAUGACACAAAGGUGGAUGUCACCUUUUAUGAUAUGACCUGCCUGUUGGUUAGAGCAAACUUCGUAUCUUUUUCGUCUAUUUUUGAGAACUUGGGGCCUAACGAAGACCAAAUACAAAAGUUCGCGGAUCAAUACUUCUCAGAUAUGGAAGAAGAUAGUAUGAAAGGCGUAUUAAAUCCUUUAGCUAUGGCAGCCGCUUUGGUUGACGACAGCGAAGAGAGCGAGAAUCCCGCUCCGGCCGAUUCUCAAAAGGAGAGUGAUCAAGAAGAGGAGCUUUCUGAUGAGGAAAAACAAGCUCGAAAAAUGAGAGAGCAAGAAGAAAUAUUGGGAAGUGGCAAGAUGUUCUUCAUGCAAAGGCUCUUGGCCCAUGGAAUUUUUACCCCAUUUUUCUCUGCAUUUGGCAGGUACCAACGGUUUCUCUUAACAAGCCCUGAACUACUGAAGCUCUACUUAAAGCUAUUCGAUCACAUUAUAACGCCCAUCUAUGAGACAACUGCUUUCUUCAAUUCAGCAAAACAAAGUACCGCAGGGAAACAGAAUUUCUCUGCAACGCAUACAGCUCUUCCUCCCUUCGAUAAGAAGAAUAGUUCAGAAUUUUAUUUUAGCGGCCGCAUGCAAGAGCUUCCUCAAGUCAAUAAUGUCGAGCAGCUUAUCAAAGUGUCUCAUGAAUGGUUAAGUAUCUUGGGACCUCAUGUUGCCUAUGAUCCUGUAAUCGUUUCCAAGUUGUGCAGGAUAGGAUUGAAAGACAUUGAAAGGAGUUCCAGGAAUCCUGACACUCUUUCCAUAUGGCUCGAUUUUACCAGGAAGUUUAUCUUUGUCUCGCUGCCGCUGCUCACGGAUAAUCUUGUUGUAAUCAACGAGGUUUUUGUCCUGCUCCAAAGUUUUGACUUUGAGAAAAGGUACUUCCUUUACAAUGAAAUGAUAUCGAAAACAUCGCAAGAUAACGUUUUUGUUAAGGCUAAGUGGAACGAAUCUUCGCGAGAGGCCAAAAGUGCUCUCAAGUCUUUGAGUAAUGACAAUAUCGGCGAAAAAGGGAGGUUUGUCGCUAAACUCAUUUCAAAAAACCCUCUCAGUACAUUAGAGCCCGUAAUGAACCAACUGGAAAACUACGAUAAAGUAUCGGAUCUAGUGGUCGAAACAUCAUUGUACUAUAGUCCCUACGCAUACGAUGUCUUGCAAUAUGCUAUUAUACUGAGAUUAGCUUCUGGAAGGCAAGCUUUACAAGAAAACGGCGUUUAUGUUACUAUGUGGGUCCAAAGGCUAGCAUUCUUCAUAGCAAGCCUUGCAAAGCAUUCUCCUAAAAUGGAUAUUGGGAACAUCAUUCAGCUUGUGGUGAAAAAACUUCACAAGGGCGACAUGGUAGGCGUCACAGUGAUCAAGGAAUUGACCUCGAGAGUGAGCGGGGUCAAAUCAAUUAAUGAUCUAAGUCCAAAACAACUUGUGAUGCUCAACUCUGGACAGCCUCUCCAAGAGUCGGCUAGAUCAAUUAUAAGGGACACGAGAGGCGAGAAUAAGGGCCCUGCAUUAAGACUACUGAGUGUCUUCAUAAAACAACAAUCUCUAUCUGAAGUUAUCAUUCUGCUUUACAGAAUGCAAAGCUCUAUGGUCGACACAGACCUUCAUUAUAAGGUCCUUUCCUCAAGGAUCGACGAAAUCAGCCUUUUACUGUGGUCGUUUAUUGACAUGAGCAAAUACUUUCUUGGCUUCGAAAAGUUUUCUAGGAACAUUGCAUCUUUCGACCAACUGGUUAACCAUUACGGCGUUUCUAUCGAGUGGGCGUUUCUCAUAUGGAGGGACCACUAUGAUACCUGCGCAAGCGAAGGAACGGAAGCUGAAAGAGAGUUCCGCGAGACAAUCGAAAAACCCAAUUUCGUACCUACUGAGUUUCAGAAUGGCUCACGCACUCUAUUUACAGAUUUUUGGAGGCUAUCGCUUUACGACUUAUGCUUUGAAAAGGAUCUUUAUGACGAAGAAAAACAUCAGCUUGAAAGGUCGAUGCAGCAGCUUAAGCUUGGCAAGAAAAAGCGCGAAAUUUCAAAAAUGUUAGAAAAUGUCAUGUCGAGUAGAAUCGCGCAUCAAAGGGCCCAUAACAAAUGCGUAGAACGGCUCAGAGGACAACCUAUGGACAUUGAACAAUUAAAAGCACCCGAGGUACUGAAACCAUUUCUACAGUACUGCUUAAUUCCCAGGGUACUUUUCUCUCCAUCUGACGCAUUGUAUGCCGUCAGCUUUCUUUGGGAGGCUUUCGCCUCUUCGGGCUCAUUAGAUGUAUUUGAAAACAUGGUCAGCGCUCGAAUACUCAAUGCGCUGCUUUUCUCUUCCACAAGCUUGGAAGCGAGCAACUUGGGGCUUUUCUUCGCUACAUUGCUGGAGAAGUUUGAAAUCUUGAGAAAAUCAAAUAAACUCUCUAAUGAUGACCUCAAAAGGAUAUAUGUCAUACAAACUAUCAUUGUGGAUGAUGUGAUUGAUUUGAUUUCAGAGAAAAACUACAUGUCCAUUCGAAACGGUAUUGAAUUUAUGAAGUACCUUUCAACUGUUUUUCCCGUUGUUAAAGUUCAUAUAUUGCAAGUGAUUCAAGCAAUUGAAAAGCUAAUUUCAAUUGAUGAAAGAGAAGACAUCCAGCUGCCAAGCAAUGCGCUAAUCGGGCAUUUAAAGGCACGCCUAAAAGACUCCUUGAAACUCGAAGAUUUCUACCAGAUGAGUGAAGAAGAUAAAAAAAUUUACCGUGUAGAUGAAAAAGAGGAAAUUGCACAAUAUGAGCGUGCAAUACUUGAGGAGCAGGAAGAAGCUAAAUUAAAGCAGAUCUCUGAGAGGGAAAUUGAAGAUAGUAAAAAAAGCAUGAAUGAACAGAGGUUGAAAGUUGACGAUGAUGAACACAGUCGAACAGCCUACGGUGCACGAAUCCGUAAAGAGCCCUUGUUGCCAAUGCACGAAGUUUUGAAUGAAAUGACAGAUGUUUUAAAAUGCUUGGAGACGACUGGUACAAGUUAUUUGAAUCGUCAUAUAAGGAAUAGGUCCGUUUUGACGGAACUGAGGCAGAUUGAACAAGGUACCGCCCGAAGACCUAGGGAAUACAAAGCCCGUUUAGCUGAGUUGUUCGAGGCAUAUUUCAUGAAUCUUACAAGCUCUCCUAAUAACGAGAAGUUCAAGCAAUGCUUAAAUGAUGUUAUCAAAGCUUGCAGGUCAAUUACGAACCCGCACACAAUAGAGAAGUCUCAGCCCGGCAGGCGACAGCCAGCAAUCGCGUAUGAUGACGAAGCUGUGCCAAGAGCGCAAGCUUCAAAGCGAGCAGGGGCCAAAGCCACCACCGAAGAAACAAAACGGACAUCGCGUUACGAAGGUUCCACAGAGACCAAACUUCAAAAGACCAUCUCGAGACCUCAUCAAAGCGAGAAAGAACCUCAAGAUGAUAAUUCUGGAUCCAACGCUCAACGAGGAGCUAGAAGUCAAAACUCGGGGCCCAGCAAUCGUACUGGGUCGAGAUACGAUCCGACUUCGUCUUCAAGACCACAAGAUAACGGCAUACAGAAGAAAGCGCAAUCGCCAAUACUGCGAGGGCACUCACAAAACGCUAACCCAGUCGAUAGAGGAGUACCUAGGAGCAACGCUCCUGUUGCAAGGGGUAAAGUUUCUUCCGCUAGAGGAACUCCAGGUUCUGCCACUAGCGAGAAGGAGCUAUCUUCGAGGAAUGCGCCCCCAUUAGAUGACAGAGCUCGACCUCUUAAAUUUCAAAGUUCUGAAAAACCAACACCUAAGCCUGCUGCUUCUUUUGGAAGCAGAUAUGAAGCCUCGCCUAAUCAGAUUCAAAUUGGUGAAAGACGGAAAAUUGGUGGCUCAAACCAAGAGGUCAUCAAACGUUCCAGAGAUGAAAGCCCUUCUAGUUACCCAUCAAAGAGAGCUAGACAGGAGUCUGACCAGGGUCGCGAUAAAUUCGAGGGCCGCUCAUUUGGAAGACGAGACACUAACUACAGAGAUCGUUAUUCAGGGAAGCAAAAUGAUGCUACUAGUGAAAGGCGCACAGACAAAUACUCAAGUACUCUGUCUUCGAGAUUAAGAGGGCAAGACUAUCGGCAAAACAAGGCUAACCAAACAAACCAAGGUGGCCAAACACCAAAAGCUCCUGAAAGCAGGUACAGGAAAUAG
This is a messenger RNA of Lachancea thermotolerans CBS 6340, 5040 nucleotides long. RefSeq names its product Tho2p (gene THO2). The transcript has a single exon. The record is from RefSeq and is a predicted model, not a curated record. Gene Ontology annotation, molecular function: mRNA binding. Gene Ontology annotation, cellular component: THO complex part of transcription export complex. The coding region runs from base 1 to 5040 and encodes 1679 amino acids. Lineage: Eukaryota; Fungi; Ascomycota; Saccharomycetes; Saccharomycetales; Saccharomycetaceae. Gene Ontology annotation, biological process: mRNA processing; mRNA export from nucleus.